GGCAGCCAGCGGCGAGAGAAGCCUGAUCAUCUCACACAUCAGGGACAGAAAAGCAAUUUUGUUCGUAUUUCACAGUGAUGGCGGCGUAGUGCUAAAGAAAAGAGAGUUUAAUUGAAACUUUUUCCAUGGUUGAAAGUUGUAAUAAGGACCGUAGAAAAGAUUGGCAGUGGAAAGAUUAUUCGCGACGGUUUGUUGUUAGGUCGGAGUAUCCGAAAAACGGGGGUUGGGUUUUGUAGUUUUUUUUUUUUUUGAUUCUCCGGAAGAGUUUCCCUCAAGAGAUAUCACACACUUGGAUUGUCGGAGGAGGAAAACGGCGAGAAGGGGAAGAAUUUCGGAUUUUCUAUUUCCCGUUAGAAAUUGGAUGAUGGCAGCCGGAAAGGGCAGAAUUUAAACUUUGAAAUUGAAAUUUGCAUUCACAGAAUUUGGUCAAAAAACGACGAAGAAAUCUUUUUUCUGUACGCACACAAUCAGCGGCCAGCAGAAAAAAUCGUCCGAAAGCAAAGAAAGAAAACGAAGACGACGACGACGAAAAGAGGAGGGGACUGCUGCAAUUGCAAUUUUCUUGGCCAAUUUUUUUGUAUAUUGAGCUGAAUCCAGCUCGUCUUAAGCUUCAAAAUCCAGUCGGAUGCAUUACCUGCCACAAUCGGAAGUAUUUGAUUCAAGUGGCACUUCGUUAUCGCAACCGGAGUAUCCGGAACGGCGGCCAAUUCCGGGCGCUCGUUUGAAUCUUCAGAACCAGUUCCACUGGACUCUAUUUGGCCUACAAACUCCAAGGAAAGGGCAGUGCAUUAAAUGGUAAUGCAUGCCAGGAAACCGCAACGUUUAUUAAACGAUGGGUACCACCAGUCCCAUCAGUAUCAGAACUCCAAGUAUAGCUCCUCAAAGAGGGACUACGAACGAGAGGCUAGCAGAUCCGGUGGUUAUGGGCGUGACCGGGAUAACUCUCCGGCAGGAAGUUCGCUAAACAAUGGCAACUACAAGUCUAUCUCCCCGGACAUGGAUUCCCCGAGAGAUCGCGAUCGCGAACGAGAUCGUGAUCGCGAACGGGAUCGAGAUCGUGAUCGCAGCGAUCGGUACCAGUACGGUAUGAGUAAGAUGCGCGACAAGGAUCGUGACCGAGAUUAUAAGAAGGAUAAAUAUUCAGAUUCACUACGAUCACCGAAAGAUAAACGAAGCAGGAGCGAUAGAGACUCCGAUCAUCGGUCGAACCAUGAUCGACGUCUCAAACUAUCGGUAUCCGAGAAACGAGGUGGUUCCAGCUCGAACUCUGACGACCGUGAAAGGGAUCGCGAGCGUGAACGUAGCGAACGAGAGCGUGAACGAGAACGUGACCGUGAUAGGCUUCGCGACAGAGAUCGAGAUCGCGAUCGAGGAGGGGGAGGAGGAGGCAUCGGUGGAAACAGCGGAGGAAGUGGUGGGGGAGGUAUAAGUAAUAGUGGCGGAAUGAGUGGAGGCGGCAGUAGCAGCAUGGGUGGAGGGGCUAGUGGAAGCGGAGCAACCGGAGGGAUUGGUGGUGAGAGAGUUAAUCGCGUUGGCGAUUGGAGCGAACAUGUAAGCUCGUCGGGGAAGAAGUAUUACUACAACUGCAAGACCGAAGUUUCCCAAUGGGAGAAACCACGAGAAUGGAUAGAGAAGGAAAGCAGGAUCAUGUCGAAAGAUCGGGAAUACAGUAGAGACAAAGACCGAGAACGCGAGCGCGAUAGGAGUGAACGUGAACGAGUGGAUGAUCGAUAUUCUGCCAGCAGUCGAUCGGCUUCAUCGUACGGAAAGCAUUCCAACAGUAAAAAUAGUAACUCUAGAAUCCGAUGGCCUGCUCACGAGACUCACAGGCGGAGACAUGACGAAAAUCAAGAAAUGGACAUCAGCCCCGGCGACUCAACGCCAACCUCUGAAGCCAACUAUUCUCAUACGAGCACACCGACCAACCAACAAAGUGCGCAUGGCAUGAACAAUAGCAAUUCUGCCAACAAUGAUGGUGGUCCCAAUGCUGCCUCCGGAUUAAUGGCCAAUCAGUUGCCACGAUUACUGUCAAACCCGAUGGCCACCCAAAGCGGAGUCAUGCCGCCACAUUCACAGCAUCAAUCCCAAUCUUCGUCGAAUUAUGCCACAUCGGCAUCAACGGCGUCUCCAUCCGUACUGCAACAACAGCAACACCAUCAGCAACAGCACCUACAUGGUUCUAAUAACGAGCUGAUGCUGAGCUCAAACACACCGGGACCGCCAGGAUCAGGCUCGCAUCACCACCAUCAUGUGCAUCAUCCCCACCAUCAGCAGUUGCAACAGCAAAGCCAACAGUCUCCACAUUCUUCAAGUGCAUCUGUUUCUGGCUCGAAUACGAUUACAUCGUCCCAUGCCGUCUUGUCAAAACAUCUUCCUCAGACGUCCGGAAGCAGCAAAACUUCGGCAGAUCAUGGGGAACAUAUGCAGCAAAAAUCAUUGCAAGGAGUCAACAGUUCCUUGUCACGGCAGCUGAAUCCCAAUGGAACCGCAGUUGGACCGUCAGUGGAGGGUAACGCGAGUAGUAUAAGGGAGCAUGCCCUGAAUUCACCACUCUACAACGUUUCAAAUCUGUCUCACCCAUCCACACCGAUGUCGGCCGGCGGGUCCGGGCUGUUGAAUCACAGUAAUCAUCAGUCAAACAACCUUAAUACGUCCUCUUCGUCGGCCAAUUUGAGUGGGGGCAGUAAUAGUAGUCAACUGAUGAGUGGAGAUGGUCCGCCGACGCCUACGCAAGAAAUGGAUCUAGCAUUAACGGAUCACCGGAAGAUGGAAGGUACGAGUGCAAACACGACUAGCACUGUCAGCAGCCUGCAGGGCGUAAUGACUUCUUCACAAUGCGGCCGAUCUCAAGGACCGAAUCUAACGCCCAGUCUGGCCAAGUACUUCCGUGCAGAUUUGAUAUCCCACGUAACGGGAUGGCCGUCGGAGAUACUGGAGAAAACGAUUCAAAAACUAUCUGAAGAGGCACAUAUUUUGGGAGAUCUUCAGUGCAGCAAAGUAUCGGCAGAUUUAAAAUGUGCUAGGAGUUUAGUUAGGAUAACGGAAAUCACUGCAACUUUGCAAGAACAGAAAAUUAUGUAUCUACGACAGCAAAUUCGUAGACUAGAGGAGCUGAACUCGCAAAACUCUUUUAUGUCGUCUAAUGAUCUAUAGCGCUAUUAAAUAAAAAGUUAAAUUUAUAUAAAAAUAUAAAAAAUCUGCAAAAAAAAGUACUACAAAAAUCAUCCUUUCUUUUUAAAGGAAGAUCAACAUGGAACACGGUAAACAUCUAACGCAAACUAAAAUUAUUGAAAAAAUGUGCAUGUUAUGAGCGAUGCUGCGAAUGACUUGGAAAGAAAAAAACAAUCACGAACGAUUCAAAAUGCUGUUAUUAUCCAGCAGGACGAACAGAAAACAAGAUAAUGAUGAUACCUACAAGAAAACACAUCAAUGUAUAAAGUUCUAGAGGAAUUUUUUUUAGCAAACAAUCCCAACUCGAUGGAGUAGGAAACUGAAGUACAGUGAAAUCGUUCACUAAUUAUACCUUUAAAAAUAAUGACAAACAUACAAAUGUACACUUUGUAUUUUGAGGAUCUUAACUUGAAAGCAAAACGUAAUCCAAUAUGAAUCAUCAACUCAUAUUUUAAACUGUUAUUCUAUUAUGUCUCUAUAUUUGAAAUCAUAAAUAGAUUUUUUUUCUUUAAAAUAAAAAAUAUCAAGUCUUGUUUUCUGUAUGUUAAUAAAAAAAAUCAGCCCAUAACACACUUCGAAAAAAGAACAUUCACAAUUGAUAGUCUGAUGUUAAUUAAAAAAAGAAAGAACUUCUCGUUAGCACGCAAUUUGAUAAGCUGCGGAAGAGAGGAAACUUUUAUCGUAGAUAUUUACAGCUUCGGAAUUUUGUUUCUCUUUUUACGGCCGAAGUGUAAAAGCAAACUAGUGCAAAAGCUGCUCUUCCGCGAACUGUUUAGGAGACAAAUGAAAACAUGCAAAUUCUGAAACGGACGACAAAUUAAAAAAUAACCUUUAGAAGCACUUUCUAGAGAAAACAAAAUGAAAAUUCAAAACAAUGCUAAAAAAGUAGUCUAAAUAUUCAUGUAUAUUUCAUUACACAAUAAGUUAUUGCUAAGAGACAGCCCGAAACGUUAAUCAUAAAAUUAAUUGAAAAAUGAUGAAAUCGAGAAGUUUAUACCCGAAGAUCGUCGAUUUAUAGACUGCUUUCUCGAGAACUGCAAACCUAUUCACCUCUUUUGUGUACUGGACGGUUACAUAGAUGAAAAAGGCAUUUUAUUUGAAAACUUCUACAGCUGGCGAAUAUGAUCCAGCACGCUAAAAAAAAUUAAACAACAUACCUAUAAAAUUAUACAUCCUCUAAACAUCGGUGGGAAGUUGAUAAAAACAGCUUCAAGAGUUUCGGUUGGAGAUCCCUUGAACACCGAACAGCAAAGUCCGGCAAGUCCUUUUCAUUAUGAUAGACCUAUAAAUUACACACACUCACAAACUGAAAAGGAAAGCAACAUUGAAAACUACACCCACACACUAAUCGGAUUAUUCAACUGAGGAAAAAUAUGAAAUUAAAUAAGUCAUCAUAGGGAAGAAUAGUACAGUUUAGAAGUAUGGCAAAUAAUACAACAAAAGUAUAUUUAAAUCAACUAUUAA
Molecule: messenger RNA, 4635 nt
Organism: Uranotaenia lowii
Lineage: Eukaryota; Metazoa; Arthropoda; Insecta; Diptera; Culicidae
Gene: wcy
Product: WW domain-containing adapter protein with coiled-coil homolog
Exons: 11
Coding region: 793-3153 (786 amino acids)
Biological process (GO): regulation of autophagy; positive regulation of TORC1 signaling
Cellular component (GO): nucleus
Molecular function (GO): chromatin binding; RNA polymerase II complex binding
Source: RefSeq, a predicted model, not a curated record